Molecule: messenger RNA, 2777 nt
Organism: Macadamia integrifolia
Lineage: Eukaryota; Viridiplantae; Streptophyta; Magnoliopsida; Proteales; Proteaceae
Product: calmodulin-binding protein 60 D-like
Exons: 9
Coding region: 389-2353 (654 amino acids)
Biological process (GO): regulation of salicylic acid biosynthetic process
Cellular component (GO): nucleus
Molecular function (GO): sequence-specific DNA binding; calmodulin binding; DNA-binding transcription factor activity
Source: RefSeq, a predicted model, not a curated record
UCAUGAUAACAAUGAAAGACAAACCUAUUUUCGUCAAUAUGAAAAAUCGGACGGCCAAUAUCUCACGAUCGUUUUAUCAAGCGACGACCAAAGACAAACUAAAGAAGAUAUUCUCAUCUCUAGUCUUUGCUCACUGCUUCAGCCGUCAAAGUUCAAAGUUUCAAAGUUCACUGAGAGAUUGUGUUAAAAGAAACACAAACAUAUAAUUCUCGCUUGCGUAAUCGAAUUCUCUCUUUCCUGGAAAUUUUCUGACUCUAUUAGGUCUCAAUUCAUAAAAGCUUCUCAAGGUUUCAUCUCUCUCUCCCUUUUCGUUCCAUUGGGAGUUUGGGAUCUUAUCCGAUCUCUGGAUUUAGGGUUUGUUGCGCUGUCGCUGUUGAAAUACGAUUAAAUGCAGAGGCCCCAUACGAGGUAUUUGGAGAGAUCAAACACUAUGAAUAGGGAGAAACGAGGGCUGGAUCCGGAUGAUACAGAAGAGCGACAGCCUGAGAAGAAACGGCCUGCACUUGCUAGUGUAAUUGUUGAGGCCCUCAAGGUGGAUAGUCUGCAGAAACUUUGCUCAUCAUUGGAGCCUAUUCUUCGUAGAGUUGUCAGUGAAGAAGUGGAGCGUGCAUUGGCAAAAUUAGGUCCUGCUAGGCUCAAUGGGAGGUCUUCUCCAAAACGAAUAGAAGGGCCUGAUGGAAGAAACUUGCAGCUCCACUUCAGGUCUGGGUUGUCCCUCCCCCUCUUUACAGGAGGAAAAGUUGAAGGGGAGCAUGGUGCUGCGAUCCAUAUUGUUUUGAUUGAUGCAAACACAGGCGUUGUGGUAACAUCAGGGCCCGAGUCCUUGGCAAAACUAGAUGUUGUUGUGCUUGAAGGUGAUUUCAACAAUGAAAAUGAUGAUGAUUGGACAGAGGAAGACUUUGAAAGCCAUGUGGUGAAAGAACGUGAAGGAAAGAGACCACUCCUAACUGGGGAUUUGCAAGUGACACUGAAGGAAGGUGUAGGAACCCUUGGUGAUCUCACAUUUACAGACAACUCUAGCUGGAUAAGGAGCAGAAAGUUCAGGCUAGGUGUAAAAGUCGCCUCAGGCUACUGUGAGGGAAUUUGUAUUCGUGAGGCAAAAACAGAUGCAUUUACUGUUAAGGAUCACAGAGGGGAAUUAUACAAAAAGCACUAUCCACCUGCAUUAAAUGAUGAGGUGUGGAGGUUGGAGAAGAUUGGCAAGGACGGAUCAUUCCACAAGAGGUUGACUAAGGCUGCAAUAUUCACAGUUGAGGACUUUCUUCGGCUUGUUGUCAGAGACCAACAGAAAUUGCGGAAUAUUCUUGGGAGUGGCAUGUCAAAUAAGAUGUGGGAGGUUCUUGUGGAACACGCAAAGACUUGUGUUCUAAGUGGGAAUCAUUAUGUCUAUUAUACUGAUGAUACUAGGAAUGUUGGUAUUGUUUUUAACCAUAUAUAUGAGCUAAGUGGACUUAUAGCUGGUGGACAGUAUUGCUCUGCAGAUUCUCUUUCUGACAGUCAGAAGGUCUUUGUGGAUACCUUGGUGAAGAAGGCAUAUGACAAUUGGAUACAUGUUGUCGAGUAUGAUGGCAAGGCACUGUUAAGCUUUAAGCAGAACAAAAGGUUGAGUUCUGCUCGAAGUGAAUUUUCGAUGGGUUCAGCAGAUUAUGGUAACUCAUUUGAUCAGCCAUCAACUCUUCCACGUCCACAUGUUCCUUCUCCUUCAGAGCAGCCUUCAAUGGAUAUGGGCAUUACCGUUGGGGUUUCAGGUUAUAAUGAUAAUCUGGCUUCUCAAUACCCUACACAGCCCCCCCAGCAAGUAAACUCCAAUACCCAUAUCCAGUUUUAUGGUACUUCCUUUGCCCCACAGAACCAGAUGAUUGGAGAUCCAAACCAGGCCCAAGUAACGGGAAAUGAUAACAUUGUCGGACUGGCUCUGGGGCCACCACAUUCAUCUGCAUCUGCAUCUGCAUCUGCUUUAGAGAAUGUUGGUCCAUCUGACCAAACGACUAAUCUUUCUUCUUACGAUGACUGGUCCCAUAACCGCGAUAGUAGAGUUGAUGAAUUUUUUUCUGAGGAUGAAAUCCGCAUGAGAAGUCAUGAGAUGCUUGAGAAUGACGACAUGCAGCAUCUGCUUCGAGUGUUCAGCAUGGCAGGCCACGGCCCCAUUGUGACCGAGGAUGGGUACCCUUCUUCUUUUCCGUCUUUCAUGCCAUCCCCAUCGCUGAACUAUGGUUAUGAUGAGGACCGGUCCCGCUCAUCUGGCAAAGCUGUUGUAGGAUGGCUCAAGCUCAAGGCAGCCCUGAGGUGGGGUAUUUUUAUCAGGAAGAAAGCAGCUGAGAGGCGAGCACAGCUUGUUGAGUUGGAUGAUUAGCGUGUGGUGAAAUCAUGUUGAGGGUAAGCUAUGGGACUUUGUUGUCAAGCAAUCCCUUGUCUGGGUCUAUGGUCCGAGACUCCCAUCAAAAUCUUAUUCGAUGCAAUAAUAGGAAUUUUGGGUUCUCAUCUAUUCCUUGGAUUCUGAGACUUGGGAUGCUUUUCUGUGACCUGGAAUCUCUGCUUGUACAGUGUUUGCCUGUACAGUAAUUUUGUUUCUGUUAACAUCCUUAUUAACACUGUAACUCAUUGUAUGAUUUCUCUCUGCUCUGUCUGGGUUGUGUGAAUCUCCAUUAGUAAGUUCUGGGGGAGUUCUGGGGAAAGGGGGAGCAGAGAUGGUUUUAGUGCUGGGGUGUUCCUUCUGUGACCCGUAACACUUAUCUAUGAUUGAUUUUGGUAUGCCAAUGUAAUCCUUUUUAUAUUAA